AUGGCUUUGGAACCUAUUGAUUACACCACCCACUCGAGAGAGAUUGACGCCGAGUACCUGAAGAUCGUCAGAGGCUCCGAUCCUGACACCACCUGGUUGAUUAUUUCACCCAAUGCGAAGAAGGAAUACGAACCGGAGUCUACCGGCUCCUCCUUCCACGACUUCUUACAGUCGUUCGACGACACCAAGGUACAGUACGGGCUGGCACGUGUUUCUCCACCGGGCUCGGACGUUGAGAAGAUUAUUAUCAUCGGCUGGUGUCCCGAUUCCGCUCCAUUGAAGACAAGGGCUUCCUUCGCCGCUAAUUUUGCCACGGUGGCCAACAACCUGUUCAAGGGCUACCACGUCCAGGUCACCGCCAGAGAUGAGGACGAUCUUGACGAAAAAGAACUGUUGAUGAAAAUUAGCAACGCCGCCGGUGCUCGCUACUCCAUCCAAACUUCCUCCAAGCAACAGGGAAAGACCUCCACUCCUCCCGUUAAAAAAUCUUUCACGCCUUCAAGGAGUCCCGCUCCAGCUCCUGGAAAAGUACCUGAUGAGACUCCUUCCCCAGCACCUGCUGCUAAGGUUUCCUCCCGUAGCAACGACGACGAUGACGACGACGAUUGGAAUGAGCCUGAAUUGAAGGAGCGUGACUUCGAUCAGGCUCCUUUGAAACCAAACCAGUCUUCCUACAAACCAAUUGGCAAGAUCGAUUUGCAGAAAGUAAUUGCUGAAGAAAAGGCUAAGGAAGACCCACGUCUUGUUCAAAAGCCAACCGUUGCUGGUUCCAAAAUCGACCCUACUUCGGACAUUGCUCAUUUGAAAAAAGAAUCGAAGUUGCAGAGAGACUCUGAAAUUAGCUCCUUUUUGGGCACCACUAAACCACCCUCCAUGGUAGAAGCUUCAUUAAAGAACAGCAAUGAUAAAGUCAUCAAGGGUUUCAGAAACGAAAAGUCCCCCGCCCAAUUGUGGGCUGAAAGGAAGGCCAAGGCUAAACAAAAUGGUGGCGAAGUGGAAACAAAGACUGAGCCAUUAGAGCCUAAAGUUCCGGAAAAAGAAUCUGAUGGUGAGCCGGAUGUCAAAGAUUUGAAGUCAAAAUUCGAAGAAAUGGCCGCUUCAGAGAAAAAAGAAGAAGAAUUGGAAAAGAGAAAUGUCCCUCCACCAAAGAAAUCCGAGCCAACCAUCAUUUCACCCAAACCCUUCUCUAAGCCGCAAGAACCUGCCAGAGAUGAAGAAUCUCAACAGGUCAAGAUUGACUACAAAAAGUUCGGCAAUCCAUUGCCCGGUAUGCACGUUGGAGCCGAUGUAGCAGACGAAGAGGAAGACGAUGGUGACUGGGACGAUGACGAAGGCGCUGCUUCUGAACCUCCUUUACCUUCCAGAAACGUUGCCCCAGGGCCACUAAAACAAGAAGAAGAACCUGAACAAAAGGAGCCCGUCCCAAGUUUACCCUCGAGGAGCUCAAGAGAUGAAGAAGCAUCUGAACAAGAGGAAACACCUGAAGAAGAAGAGGAAGAUAUUCCCCAGUUACCAUCAAGGAAUACCGCAGCUCCUCCUCCACCUCCAAGAAGAGCAACCCCUGAAGAAAAACCAAAAGAAAAUCCAUGGGCAACCGCAGAGUACGAUUACGAUGCUGCAGAAGAUAACGAAUUGACUUUUGUAGAAAAUGACAAGAUCGUCAAUAUCGAAUUUGUUGACGAUGAUUGGUGGCUAGGUGAACUAGAAAAAGAUGGCUCAAAGGGUCUUUUCCCAAGUAACUAUGUGUCCUUGGGCAACUAG
Messenger RNA from Saccharomyces kudriavzevii IFO 1802, 1761 nucleotides. RefSeq names its product Abp1p (gene ABP1). The transcript has a single exon. Gene Ontology annotation, biological process: regulation of actin filament polymerization. Gene Ontology annotation, cellular component: cortical actin cytoskeleton; plasma membrane; actin filament. The coding region runs from base 1 to 1761 and encodes 586 amino acids. Lineage: Eukaryota; Fungi; Ascomycota; Saccharomycetes; Saccharomycetales; Saccharomycetaceae. Gene Ontology annotation, molecular function: actin filament binding. The record is from RefSeq and is a predicted model, not a curated record.